Siniperca chuatsi (mandarin fish) is the source of this 5972-nucleotide messenger RNA. RefSeq names its product phospholipid phosphatase related 5b (gene plppr5b). Gene Ontology annotation, biological process: signal transduction; phospholipid metabolic process; phospholipid dephosphorylation. The coding region runs from base 790 to 1977 and encodes 395 amino acids. Lineage: Eukaryota; Metazoa; Chordata; Actinopteri; Centrarchiformes; Sinipercidae. The record is from RefSeq and is a predicted model, not a curated record. Gene Ontology annotation, molecular function: phosphatidate phosphatase activity. The transcript is spliced from 12 exons.
GCUGAUCAGAUUCUACACAAGUAUUCGUAUGUGUCAUGUCAAUAUUAAACUACCAGCAUCUGUGCUCAAAAGAGCAUGUGAUCCUAUGCUAAUUUAUAUUUUUGACUGUCAAUAUUUCAGUGUGCAUGUUGUUGUGAUGAGAGAAGCUGUCAUCACAGAGCCUGUGGUACAGUGUGAGGUUUAACAUCUCAGCUUUGACACACUAGCUGCGUGCCAAGGUUGCUUCCCCCUGUUCCAUGACUGCUGGCCCGGUAAAUGGACACCACAUGCACAACAGGACAUGGAUCGAACAUAGGGAUGGAUGAGGACAGGAGACCUCAUGGAGGGACAGAUGAGGAGAAAGAAGAGAGAAGGCAAUGAGAGGAAAGUGUACAGGAGGUCGAAGACACUCGCUGGCUGUCCCAGCACCAGGCCAUCAUGAAUUUGUGACAGAACCUCAGCGUUGUGUUGGCAGCAUUAGCUAAUGAGGUGGAGGCAGCAUUCACCUUAGCCCACCACAGACUGACCUGAGCCCUGCCUGAGUCUUAGCAGCGGAACCCCCGUGCAUGCACCAGCAAGGAUCCGGUAAUUAAACCAACGAAGAUACGUAAAAGUGUGAGGACGUAAACUGGUGUAAUCGGAUGUUGUGACAGCUGCAGACACCGGACAUUGUUGCUAUCUGAACAAUAAACUGGUGCCGUUUGUUGCUGUUGUUUAGCCGGCUGAGACUCCAGAGAGGCUGCUUAAACUCCUGGAGCUGUCCAAUGUAGGAGCCGUCCAAGUUCAUGCUGAUAAGAAGAGCAAGUCAACAUGCCUCCAAAACAACUCACUAGAAAAGAGCAAAGGACAUUGUACACCUCAUUGGCAGGAGAGGCCUCAUUCAAGACGACCUUGACAUCUCUGGUGAGCCAAGGUUUGUUGUUAGGAAAACAGCAACUAAACUCACAGAAGUUGAUGUACCCCGUUAUCAAAUCUCUGGUGAUCAUGGCCGGGACCGUCAUGCUGGCCUACUACUUCGAGUACACCGACACCUUCAGUGUGCACGUGCAGGGCUUUUUCUGCUACGACACCACCUACACCAAACCCUACCUAGGACCCGAGGACAGCAGCGCCGUCCCGCCCGUCCUGCUGUACGCCGUGGUGGCCGGGCUGCCCACGCUGAUGAUCACAAUAACGGAGACUGUGCUGUUCCUGGUCCAGUACACGUCCAAAGAGUUUGACCGGUCAGAGAAGACAGUGGCCACUGGGGAUUGCUGUUACCUCAAUCCGCUGGUGCGCAGGACCUUCCGCUUCCUUGGAGUCUACACCUUUGGCCUCUUCACCGUUGACAUCUUUGUCAAUGCAGGCCAGGUAGUGACGGGGAACCUGGCACCCUACUUCCUGACGGUCUGUAAGCCAAACUACACGGCACUGGGCUGCCAGCAAGCGCUGCGCUACAUCAGCCACCAGGAGGCCUGCACAGGAAACCAGGACGACAUCCUGCAUGCCCGCAAGACCUUCCCAUCCAAGGAGUCUGCACUCAGUGUCUACGCUGCACUCUACCUGGCUAUGUAUGUGACGUGCACGGUGCAGGCGAAGGGUACUCGUCUGGCCAAGCCAGUGCUGUCUCUCGGGCUCAUGUGUCUGGCAUUUCUCACCGGUCUGAACCGUGUGGCUGAAUACCGCAACCAUUGGUCAGACGUCAUCGCUGGCUUUAUCAUCGGCACUGCCAUUGCCACUUUCCUGGUGGUGUGUGUGGUCCAUAACUUCAAAGGCAAGUUACUGCUGAGCGAGGAGUCACCAGCGGAGCAGCGACCCAACACAGCCAUACUGAACAUGGGCCGAAUGGAGAGUCCUUUGGAGAAGUAUAUCGCUUCACAGGACACUACUCUCUGCCCUGCAAGACAACGUUUUGGACGCCCAUCUUUGAAAAGAGUGCUUUCUCCUCUCCUGAGCUCCCGUCUCCUGCCUCGUGUUCUCCUGUCUCCCAUGUGUGUGUCUCCAGCCUCUGAUCUCUAACCCCGCUGAGCAAAGGACGGUAUCAGUAGCCAUUAUCCAUCAUUCUACUCACUGCUUGUUUUCAUCUUGUACAAUAAAACCAUCUGUGUCUCCAGCUUGGUGUCUCCGGCCUACUAUAUCCGCAACAGAUACUGCUUACCUUUGGAUAAUCCUCACUGAAUGCUCAGAGAAACUGCAGUAUCUACCAACAAAAUGUGUUCGCAGUUAGUUUGCUUAAGAAAAUUAAUUGUAGUUUGAUCAUUAUUUGAGGUUCAUAGCUUAUCGGAAUCAAGUGUUUCUGUCGUAAUGCACGAUCCGAGAACCCAAGAAUACAGAACACAAGAUUGUUUUGAGGUAAGUCAGUAUUUAUUUAAACAGUAAGAGAUGAAGGGAGAUAGCACUUCUCCAUAGUGGUAGAACCGGUGCCGUCUACUGUAGCCCCAGAAGAAGCGGUAAGCCUGGCCCCGGGCGGACUGCGAAGUUCCAGGAACGGAGACUGGGGAGGUGUGUUCCGGCCUGGUUUGUGUAGGGCGAUGUGUAGGCCUGGCAGCGGAUCCGCAGAGUGGAGUAGACCGGAUUGGCAGUGGCUCGUGAGGUGUAGCUGGCAGGACAGCUAGCAGGGAUAGCGUGGCAGACGAGACAGGUUGGCAGAGAUCCAGGAGGAGACCGUGACUGCGAUCGCCGGCGAGGGGUUGUUCUGAGACAAAACGAGAUAACUAGACAGAACUACAAUAGUACUUAGCUUGGUCAAGCAGGGAGCCACGGUGUCGUACAAGUGUACGGAGACGAUCUGGCGCUGGUAGUGUGGAAGAGCCAGGUAUUUAUGCUGUGGAGACUGUUAGUAAUGGGCGUCGGGUGUGCCGGUGAUCAGCAGCAGGCGGGAGACCAGGGAGCCAGACCAGGAGACACACACACACACACAACUCGAGACAAACAGAGGACACACAAGGAGAGGAAAGCACACCAGUGCCUGCAGGGGUCGAACGGGCAUGGUGGCUGACUAUGACAGUUUCUGUGUUCAGCUGUCUAUCUGUCUGAAUACCAAUAAUAUUUAUAUUGAAUCAAUAUAAUAUUAAUUUACAAUUGAAUACAUUUAAGGUAGCUUAACCUCACUAGAGUCAAAUAAUGAGAUGGCAGCUACUGACAUCUGCUAAGCUUGCUACCUGUAGCAGGUUUAGCUGUUUUUUUUCCUUCUCCAUCAUGAAUUGAUGUAGUUGCUGCUUUAUUUAAUUAUGUGGAAUAACAAACUGAAUAACCAAAAUGUUACCAGCCUAGGUAACAAUACAAAGCCGGAAUGCAGUAACUACACAGCCAAAGUGCAGAUACUGCGUUUUUAGGUCAGUUUUUUUAUGACUGCAAAUUUAAAAAGCUGUUUUCACAGAAAUGACACAUUACUGUGGAAUAAUAUUUUUUAUAUUGUGCAGUGUCUAAAUUUAAAAUGUUAACACACCCACAAACACACUGCUGCUGUAGGAGAUGGAUGAUGAAGAUGAAGAGUCUGGCUACAUUAAGAAACGCCUCCUGGCCUUCCUGCACUGGCUGCAGGGUCUCGACUGGUCCCAGUGUCUCAGAAACAAAAGGCAACAAACUGUGAAAAUGCUGUGCUCUGCCAAAUCUCUGGACACAUCUAUACUGUACCUUUAUUUUUAUUCCACAUGUGAAUUCGACUGAUACGACUGGCUAAUAUUGUUCUGCAGAUCUGGUCCAGCCUUGGUUUGACUGUGUGAGAGGGAGAGUAAUAUUUAUUUACCAUUAUAACAACAAUAAAAAAAUAAUCAUGAUGAUAAUAACAACAGCAGCAAUAAUAGUAGUCAAUAGUAAUAAUGGUCAAAUGACAAGAGCGGGGGGGGGGGGGGUGUAAUACCACCACCAUCAUCCCCAACAACAGCACCCUGAGAUGUGUGAAAUUUACUGUUAGCUAGACUGAUGGUUCCCAAACUUUUUCUAUCAUGCCCCACUUUGGAAAAAAAUGUCCAAACCACCCCAAAAAGUAAAUUGAUUGCAUUUUUAUCAACAAGUAAUUCGAAUUUUACUGAAAUAAGAUUAUCAAGACCAUGAACUGUGUGUUUCUAUAAAUGCAUGUAUCUCAUUAGGUUAUAUACUGUGCAAAUGAAAAAUGCAAGUUACACAUUGUCCAAACUUCCAGAGAUUUUAGACACAAGGCCCUUCUGCUAUAAUAACAGUGAUCAUGAUAGAACAAGAGGCUUUAAUAUAUUUUGGAUUAGACUGGUGUUUUCGCUUAAUGAGAAUCAUCUGUUCAUCUUGUAUUUUACAUGUUAUGUUUGUCUGAAUUAAUCUUGCUGAUCUGCUGAAUCUUGAUAGCCUUGCAGCAUCAGAGCACUCUUGUCGUUUUGACCUGUCAUACUAAGAAAAGCACAGGUGGAACUAAUACAAUCAACAAUGUCUCUGUUUAAGCAAUGAUUGCAACUACAGAUACUAAUACUACUACAACUGAUAAUGUUAUUAGUGAUACCUGUUUUUCAUAGGUCAAAAUGUCUGCUGUAAAAAAGGUUUAUUCAACCUUAGCUUCACUCCACCCCUGUGAAACCCCUCGGGGGCCCUCAGGAAAGCCUGCCCACCAGUUUGGGAACAACUAAUCUAGACCAACAAGUCCCCUUCACUAAAUGAUAAAAUAUGUCAUUUGUCAUUGCCUUCCAAAAUGUUUUCUGAUUUUGCUCCUGUAUCAGUUGGACAUCGCUAUUUGUCACUGCUGUGGUUACAGUUUGAUCAUAGUUUGGGUAAAAAUAACUACUUGGUCAUGGUUAAAAGAAACCAAGGUCAAAACAGUGGCUUCCCAUUAAAAUCACACGCUUUGUUGACCCAUCCAUCCGCCUCACACAUGUGGGAUAAAGCAGGCUACCACAUGACAGAAGCAUGGACGUCCAUGUUUUAUACAUGGACGUCGCAGUGUCCAUGACAUCACCUGUAGGUUUCUGAAGAGCGGUUUUGAAGCUCAAAGUGGGAGGUGCCGGCUGUCACCAUCAUGGCAGUGCGUCACUCGGCCCAACUCCCGGAUAACCAAAGAGGUGGAGCGUAUGUGGAGCUGAGGUGCCUGGUUGCUGAAACCUAGCCCACCUAGCUUGAAGUUGCCAAUCUACCUAAGGCUAAGAAGCUAGGCUAUAUGCUACUCUGCGUUGCUAGCCAGCUAAAACCCUGUGCUAUGCGGUAGGCAGUCUACGGUUGAUACCCAGUUGUCAUCUCAGCUUACUCUUGAGGUAAGUUAAACUGAAACUAUACAACAGAACUUUAAAUGAUUUAUAUGUUAUUGAGAUUAUCCUAAACAAGAUUUAAAAUGCCUCAACGUUUUUUUAAAUGUAUAAUUAAGUAAUUUGCAACACUAGAUUUUGUCGAGACUUGCAGAAAUUUAAUGCAAUUUUAGAGUUUCACGUAACCUUAGUUGCGAGUCAUUUAUUUGGAUGUCACUUCAUUAUGAUGUUACUUUUAAUAAGUUAACAUUAAUAAGCUAACGUUAAGUUGCAUGUUACAUGUCAUUGCAUAGUCAUAAUUAUUAUUGCCGCUUUUUUUUUAGCCUAUUAAGGAGUUAUACCAAACAAGAAAUUUGAAAAUCUGCAGUUCGAUUCUCAGUGCGGAUGCGUCAGUGCAUAACGCCCUACGGAUUAUUAUAAUUUCCCACAGAGCUAUUUUGAUUUUGUUUUAUGUACUGCUACAGCAGCACUGUGCAAUAUUUGACUGGUGAGAAAGAAAAGCACUUUUAAAUUUGUUACAAGAUGUUUAUUUCUUUCAGUCCUUGUUGAGGUCAUGGCCAUUUGUGAUGCCGCCACACUACGCCUGCUACACAGCAUGAACUGUCAGUACCAGCUUUGGCUACUUGACUUUAGACAGCUGCUUUUACAUUGUCUGUCUUCAAAACAAUUUUUAAGAUUAUCAUCUAUAUUUUGAAGUGUUGCUCCAUUGUUCCAUUUUCUCCUACAGAUGUGACAUAAUAGUAUUGUAAACAUGAAAAACUAAGCCACCCUUUAUACUGUAGUUAACUUUAUAGGUUUCAUUAGCUGAAG